Chinchilla lanigera (long-tailed chinchilla) is the source of this 646-nucleotide messenger RNA. RefSeq names its product proteasome subunit beta 9 (gene Psmb9). Gene Ontology annotation, cellular component: proteasome core complex. The record is from RefSeq and is a predicted model, not a curated record. Gene Ontology annotation, molecular function: threonine-type endopeptidase activity. Lineage: Eukaryota; Metazoa; Chordata; Mammalia; Rodentia; Chinchillidae.
AUCAUGGCUGUGGAGUUUGACGGCGGCGUCGUGCUGGGUUCCGACUCCCGGGUCUCUGCGGGACAGGCAGUGGUGAACCGAGUGUUUGACAAGCUGUCCCCGCUACACAAGCACAUCUACUGUGCCAUCUCCGGUUCAGCUGCUGAUGCCCAGGCUGUGGUUGACUUGGCUGCCUACCAGCUGGAGCUGCAUGGGACGGAACUGGAAGAAGCACCCCUCGUUCUGGCUGCUGCGAACGUGGUGAAGAACAUUACCUACAAAUACCGGGAGGAGUUGUUGGCACAUCUCAUUAUAGCUGGCUGGGACCAACGUGAAGGGGGCCAGGUCUACGGGACCCUGGGCGGGAUGCUGACUCGACAGCCUUUCAUCGUGUGUGGCUCUGGCAGCACCUACAUCCAUGGCUAUGUGGACGCGGCGUACAAACCAGGCAUGACCCCUGAGGAGUGCAGGCGCUUCACCACGGACGCUGUCGCUCUGGCCAUGGGCCGGGAUUGCUCCAGCGGGGGUGUCAUCUACCUGGUCACUGUCACGGCUGCUGGUGUGGACCAUCGAGUAAUCUUGGGGAAAGAGAUGCCAAAAUUCUACGACGAGUGAGCCUCCCUCCAGCUCCCCUUUCUUGUUUGUAAUAAACUCGCUGGGACAAGAA